GCUCCCAUGCGCGCUGCGCCGCCGCCGCUGCUCCCCGCGCUCUGCCUGGCGCUGGCGGCCGCCGCAGGAGCCGCAGGCUGCACCUUUUGUUUCUGCAGUUCCUGAGGGUUGAUCUGUCCUGUCUGCUGACUCUGACUGGCAGCAGCUUUAGCUCUUGCCCCUGUUCUUUGCCUCUGGUUUUGUUGGUGAGGAUAUCACAGUGAUGUCUGCAUUCAACCUGCUGCAUUUGGUGACAAAGAGCCAGCCAGUGGCCCUGCGAGCCUGUGGGCUUCCCUCAGUUUUCCGUAAUGUGUAUCACCAGAGAUGUACUACUCCAGAAGUCUGUUCACAUGGUCCAAAAGAAAAUAAAAGGUCAUGUAGGGAUAAAAAGGACUGUAAGGUGGUCUUUUCCCAGGAGGAGCUGAGGAAGCGGCUGACACCCCUGCAGUACCAUGUCACUCAGGAGAAGGGGACUGAAAGUGCCUUUGAGGGGGAGUACACACACCAUAAAGCUCAAGGAAUAUACAAAUGUGUUGUUUGUGGAACUCCUUUAUUCAAGUCAGAAACAAAGUUUGACUCCAAUUCAGGUUGGCCUUCCUUUUAUGAUGUGAUCAGUCCUGAUGUAAUUGCUUUCAACGAUGAUUUCUCCUAUGGGAUGCAUCGGAUUGAGAUAUCCUGCAGUCAGUGUGGUGCUCACCUGGGGCACAUUUUUGAUGAUGGACCUCGCCCAACUGGCAAACGGUACUGCACAAACUCUGCUUCAUUAUCUUUCAAGCCAGCAGACAAGAGCAACGCUGGAGAAGGCAGUGUUAAUGCCAGUCCUGCCCCAACAGGCAAAGCUGAGCUGUAGGAUGAAGCAAAACCUGCAGAAAACUGCGUUGAUCCCACACAGCUUACAAGGAAUGUUUUCUAAUUUUCAAGUUGCCUGCUCUCUUAUAUCCUAAGAAUGUUCAAAUGUAUGAAAGCAUUUUGCACCAUCCUUCUUCUUCCUCACCUUUUCAGAACUGAGGCCUUUCCUGCCAGUGCAUUUACCGUAUAAUUGGAUUGAAAAAUGUAUUGACUGAGUCCACAAGUUUUCUUUUUUCUUGUUUUCUUUGAGAUUGCUUUGGGGAAUCUUUAAAUUGAGAGGCUUUGACAUCAUUAGUUAUUAGUUUCUUCUUGAUACUGUGUUAUUCUAGGUUUACACGCUAUUCCUUUUUGUGUGGGAAAUGGGACUUGCGUUUAUCUCUAGUCCAUAGGAAACUUCUGGGCAUAAGAAAAUCCUGAAUUCCUAGCACAUCUCUGCUUUGUUCUGACUUGUGAGGCAUGCAGCCUUUGGUCAUAUGUAUCCAACCAUCUCUCAGCAUCGGCCGCACCUUGCAAAAACUUGUAGUUAUGGCUGUUCCUUCUUAACUGAAAGAGAUGGAUGAGAUGUUAAAAGCAUCCUUUGGCUAAUUUACUGCCAAAAUUUCAAAGGUGUGGUUGAGAGGAUGUAAACAUUGUCUCAGCAUCUGUGUUUCCCCUUUGUUUGGUAUUUAAAUCAAGGUUUUAACUAGUAAGGUUCACUUUUGCAGGCUACUAAUGAGGCUUUGUCUGUUCGUGAGGCCUAUUCAACAAGUGUAAUGCAAAUCUGAAUUAAAGUUGAAAUCUGCAGGGGGUAAUUAUAUGGGCAAGUGCAGAGAUAAACUUGCAAAGUGAAGUAGAUGAAGGAUGACACUAGGCUCUUUAUCUUGUCGGUUGCUACAAGGAUUCAGAAACAUGACAGUUUCUGCUAGAGAGAAGUUUAGGAAUGAAUGCAGUAGAAAGAGAGAGACCCUCCUGACACAUCCAGUUUUAAAGAUUAAUUUGUCUGGAUGCAUACUGCAUAUGAGAUCCAGCCUUUAAUUUGUGCAAUGGCAAUGUAGUGGCAUGAGUGACAGUGUUGGUGUAAGAAAUAAAUUCAAAAAAAGUCUGUCACAGUUCCAGAAAUUUUCAUGUAGCAAAAUUCAUUGUCCCAUGAGAUGUUUUUCACAGCUGCUUUUCGAUUUUUUUUAAUAACACUUAGAAUUGUGCAUAAUACCGUUCUUUAAGCUAUACUACACAGUAUUUGCUACACUUUGCCUUUAAACACUGAGAGACUUAAUGAAUAUGGUAUUUACUUCUACUAGCAAACUUUGUGACUAACAUGUUUGGAUCCAAUUUUAUUUUUAGUAGGAACAAAGCAACCACUGAUUUUUAUGGAAGCAGGAUUGAGGUUUUUAUGUCAGUGAUAAUAAACAUACUAUCUAAAGUUCAAACACCCUUCAGUUAAAAUAUAGCUACUGUGAAAGCAUAUGGAAUGGUCAUAAUUGCCUUUUUUUUUAGCAACAUUAGAAGAACAUGAAAUCAUAUUAAAAAGGCAGCAUCUAUAAAAAUAUCGUACAUAAAUGUGGUUUAAUUCCAGAUUGCUGUUCAAUUUAAGUAUUAUCAAAUUUCAGUAUAUUCCUGCCUUAUGUUAAAGAAAUCUAUUACUUAAGCUUCAGAACACAGUAAUAUAUGCUGUCCUACAGGAGAUUUAUUUUUGCAGGAUAUGGAAUGCAAUGAAAUGAAUCAAUAUGGUGAGGUGUAUGUGAUCUCUGGGAGUUAGAUCAUUUAAUAUAGGAAAUGCAUUGUUCUUGUGCACAAGCUAUACCACAGUGCAGUGCAAGGUAAGAUAGAUUUCCUUUUAUUGCUCUUAGAAGAUGCUAGUAAGGGCUAGUAUUGAACCCUCCAAGUUUCGUUCAGUCUGGUGAUGAUCAUGACAGAGGAAACGUGGGAGCUGAGCACAAUGUAUAGAAUAAUAGAAUAUUUCUGUAUGGUUAAAUUUUGCACUCUCUAGAUGCUUAUAAAAACUGAAUGCAAACUGUGUAGAAAUAGCAAACUAUAUUUUCUAAUAUCUCUAUUUUAAAUAUGAUGUUUAAAUAAGAUACCUUAAAAAUCAUGUAAGUCACACGUUAUUUAUAUAUACUAUAUAUAUAUAUAUAUAUAAAAUUGCACAUGUUUUUAUAUAUAUAUGUACACACACAUAUAUUAUUUGAGUAUAAUUUUAGCCUUCUGUACCUUUAUAAUAACUAAAACCUUUCCAUAAGAGGGUUCAAUACUUUUAAGAAAUCAAAUAUACAUUUUUCAAAUCAAAUUUGUUUUCAUAUAUUUGCUGUACACAAAUAUAAAAUAAAUUUCUUUAUAAAUAA
Messenger RNA from Haemorhous mexicanus (house finch), 3146 nucleotides. It is a transcript of the gene MSRB3, whose product is annotated as methionine sulfoxide reductase B3. Gene Ontology annotation, biological process: response to oxidative stress; protein repair. Gene Ontology annotation, cellular component: cytoplasm. NCBI's taxonomy places the organism in Eukaryota, Metazoa, Chordata, Aves, Passeriformes, Fringillidae. The transcript is spliced from 9 exons. The record is from RefSeq and is a predicted model, not a curated record. Bases 203 to 829 code for a protein of 208 amino acids. Gene Ontology annotation, molecular function: peptide-methionine (R)-S-oxide reductase activity.